Messenger RNA from Oppiella nova, 2286 nucleotides. Lineage: Eukaryota; Metazoa; Arthropoda; Arachnida; Sarcoptiformes; Oppiidae. The record is from the annotation of a GenBank genome assembly.
GCUCAUGGCUUGGAUUACGAGACUAAUGAGACAGACUAUGAAUCUUCCGGUGCUUCCGAUGAUAGCGAUGAGAGCACCGGGUGUUCAGUCGACCAGUUUUUAACUGAUAUGACACCUGAGGAUAUUAACGACCAAAACAUAAGCCGUUCCCAUAUUGUGAACAGUUUUAACGAGACAAUCGCACGGGUGGUACGUUUGGACAAGAUGCUUGGUGAUUUUGCUAAUAAAAUGCAAAAGCCCUUGGCCAUUCGGGUCAUGGAUGUGAUGUAUACGUCCCCACCGGAAACCCUCGGACAGGCAUUUGAGGGAAAAUAUUGCUUCAUAAAAGUCAUUAUACCUUAUGAUAGCCGGGAAACCCGUGAAUUCAAAUCGUAUACAUUUGACUGGAAUAAUGAUUUUGAGGCCAAUAUAUACGGGAUGAAAGAUAUUGUCAACGAUUAUAUCCGGGUGUUUAAUGGCGUGACCCAUCGUAUGGGCAUCUGUAUGCCGUCCACGUGCACGGCCAUCGAGAUGCAAAAUAUCAUCAAUGAAAUCCAGUUCCCAUUAACCAGGUUUCCCAUUGAGAUGAGUGAACUCGAGUGCACCACUAAAUACGAGACUAAAACAUACCGUUGGAGUCAACUAUUUUCCAUAAUAUUCUUUGCAAUCAUAUUGACCCUGCCAAUUAUAACCCCAUUACAAGUGUUGAAGUUUCCUGGAUAUAUGUUGGAUAAGCACAUCCCAGGCCUCACUGUCCAGGCUCAUGGCUUGGAUUACGAGACUAAUGAUACAGACUAUGAAUCGUCCGGUGCUUCUGGUGAUAGCGAUGAGAGCACCGGGUGUUCAGUCGACCAGUUUCUAACUGAUAUGACACCCGAGGAUAUUAACGACCAAAACAUAAGCCGUUCCCAUAUUGUGAACAGUUUUAACGAGACAAUCGCACGGGUGGUACGUUUGGACAAGAUGCUUGAUCUGGACUCAUUUAUUACAUCAAUAUUACCAUCGGGCAUGAGCCAGGGCAGUUUUAGUACAUACGGCAAUUAUGAUCAAUGUCUUAAAGUCAAGUCCCCACCGGAAACCCUUGGACAGGCAUUUGAGGGGAAAUAUUGCUUCAUAAAAGUCAUAAUACCUUAUGAUAGCCGGGAAACCCGUGAAUUCAAAUCGUAUACCUUUGACUGGAAUAAUGAUUUUGAGGCCAAUAUAUACGGGAUGAAAGAUAUUGUCAACGAUUAUAUCCGGGUGUUUAAUGGCGUGACCCAUCGUAUGGGCAUUUGUAUACCAUCCACGUGUAUGGCCAUCGAGAUGCAAAAUAUCAUCAAUGAAAUCCAGUUCCCAUUAACCAGGUUUCCCAUUGAGAUGAGUGAACUCGAGUGCACCACUAAAUACGAGACUAAAACAUACCGUUGGAGUCAACUAUUUUCCAUAAUAUUCUUUGCAAUCAUAUUGACCCUGAAUAUUCUUUGCAAUCAUAUUGACCCUGGACUGUUACCCUUUCUGAACGACAUGUGGAGGAAUUCCCUGUAUUUCUACUUGCACCAGGGUUAUAUGGUCGAGAUGUUCACCGUUAUAACUGGUUUCCUCACCUCCUACUCCAUACUAAACAAACUAAACCGGGAUAGUAGCAAAUUUAAUUACAUAACACACGUAUUAAAAAUAUACCUCAAAACUACCCUGGUAAUGAUCGGACACCUGAUAAUAGUGCACAUAUUGGACACCAUAGGACAGGGACCUCAUUGGAAACGCUUCGGUCAAAUGAAUUACAUUCAAAACUGUGACAACUUUUUCGACAAUUAUAUUCUUCACACUCAAAACUAUAUGCUAUUUAAUAGGAAUAUUCUUAACAUGUGCGCUCCAUACGCUUACUACCUGUGCGUUUAUAUACACCUAUCCAUAUUAGCACCGCGUCGGUCGAGUCAUAUGGAGCGCCGGUAUCUGUUGGCUAUUCUAUAUUACAGCCAAUGGUCGGUCAGUGUAAUUAAUUUACGCUGGAUACGAGUGUUUGCCAAAUUUGCCCUGGGUAUAUACAUGUUCCAGUUCAGAAUAUUCAUGCUGGAUAUACGGUCGAGAACGCACCCGGAUUACUUUACGCUCAAUUAUUUUUGGAAAAAAGUAUUUUUUGAUUUAAUAACUACCUGUGCGGUCACCUAUAUAUUUAUGAUGACUAUCGAGACGUUUGCCACAUAUUUACUGGAGCUGACGUGUCGGUUCCAGAGGUUCCACAGAAGUCGUACACAAGUACUCGACACAGCAUUCAAACAGCUCCUGUCCAUCGAUUGUCUCGUGAAUACGGCUGACUGUCUGGCGAUA